AUGCAAGAAGAGAGUGUAACUGUAAAACUAUUCAACGACAACAUCAAUCAACAGAACAAUGCAUUAAUGAAUAUUUCUCCCAGUCAUCGUCACGGUACGGAGAUGAGUGACAAGGAAUUUCAGAAAAUGAUCAUGGAUUUGAGGAAAGAACGAAUGAUGCUAGAGAAGAAGAACGCUUUUCAUGAAGAGAAGGAAAAUAUACAUGACUCAGCGUCAAGUACUGGUGAACCACUAUUGACAGAAGCUAACAAUUAUGAAACUCAGGCACUUAACGUCCUUCAAAAUUAUAUUCUCAAAGAAUUUGAAAACAUCAAAAGUAAGCUGGCGAACGAGCUACAAGAAUUAGAUAAAUGGACAAAAAAUACUCUGGCCGAUGAUGAUUCGGGAAAUGAUAGGGGUGAUAACUCGCAAGAGGAUAGCUUUUCUCUCAAGUCGGUCCUUUUAGAACAACACCGAGUUGACAAAAUAUUUCUUGAUAGACUCUCGACGAUAUAUAACAAUUUCAAUAAGGAGUACUUUUCAUUUAGCAAAGCUUCUACACUGCUAGAACUUCAUAAUUCAACCACUGAAGUUAUUUCCGAAUAUCAAAGAAUGUCACAAAAGUUUUCUAAAGCAAUUGCAGAGUCACAAAAUCGACUGCCCUCGAUAGAUGUGACAGAUGCAACCCCAACAACUUUUUCCAACAACAAGAACUUUUAUAAUGAUGUUACAAGCGAUGAUGACGAUAGCGAUGACGAGAGUGAAGUUGAACGAGUGGAUGACAUUCUCCUUACAGACCAUAUUUUACAAAAUUAUCGAGAAGAGGAUGAUGCUUCACCAUCAUAUUCUAUCGUAACUAGUUCAACAGUGUUGACGGGCCCUUUCAGUCCACUAAUCACACCUAACACCAACAGACACUCUGCAGCUAUUUUUCCUACUCACAAAGACAUACUCGCAAGUGCUGAGACAGAAGAUGCCAGCAUGCACGAUUCCAGCAGUAACUCCAACAAUGCAAAUAAUAAUAACAACGAGUCAAUGAACAGCACUCACUCUGUGAAAACAGUGUGUCACCAACACGUAUCACCAGGUGAACCGAUCCACACACCACUCUCUUUGAUGUCCAUGAACAACGAUAUAGUAGUAAUAGAAUUAUUACACAUUAUUAUUGACCAAAGCAUGGACAUAACCAACUCAUUCAACCACACCUUUGCUAAAAACUUUUACAAACAUGCAAGCAAUAAAUAA
Messenger RNA from Naegleria fowleri, 1224 nucleotides. RefSeq lists its product as uncharacterized. The transcript has a single exon. Lineage: Eukaryota; Heterolobosea; Eutetramitea; Acrasida; Naegleriidae. Bases 1 to 1224 code for a protein of 407 amino acids. The record is from RefSeq and is a predicted model, not a curated record.